Molecule: messenger RNA, 682 nt
Organism: Cryptomeria japonica (Japanese cedar)
Lineage: Eukaryota; Viridiplantae; Streptophyta; Pinopsida; Cupressales; Cupressaceae
Exons: 2
Coding region: 128-430 (100 amino acids)
Source: RefSeq, a predicted model, not a curated record
GAUCAGAUUUGAUCGCAUUUACUUAUCUGCAACUGACAGCGCUUGCAACUAUGAAAGAUGGCGGCGAUGGAACAUCCCAUAAAUGUAUCAUGAUUCCCGAGGAAAUCAAAUCCAUAAAUGAAAAACUAUGGUCGUCAUGGGAUCUUCCAGGAAGUCGUCAGUGUCAAGCACGGUGGAGUCAAAUUCCCUUGACUCUGAGAAUUCUCGGCAUAAAAAGCUCGAGAAAAAGUCCCACAAGCAAAACCAGACGAUGCUACCAAAAUUCAAAAAGCCAUACCAGGGAAUGCGUAAAGAAGUUGAAGAAGUGCUCAAAAAGGAAAUCAAGGAAAUUUUGAUGAGCUUUACGGAGGAAGUUAAAGCAGAAGUGAAAAUAUUCGUGAAGGAAAUGAACGAAAUGUGGAUGAGCUUUCUAAAGGAUGCUUCAUCAUAGUGAAGCAGAGGCUCGCAAUUUUGGAGUUAUCUGUCUUGAUUUCUAAAUAUAGUAGGUCUUAGAAAUCGACAUUUGGGGUUUAGGUAUCAUUUUUUAGGUUAUAUAUAAAUAUUGCAAGGAAAUGCGUCUGGAAGGUUAAAUGUUAGGGUUUUAAGUAGGUUAUAUGUUAUCAUGAUGUCUGGAGUGUCAAUGGAGUUUCAAGAAUUUAUAUAAUGUUACAGGAACCUAUUAUCGUAGACUUUAAGAAGUUGU